AUGACUAUGCUAAGAGGAUUCUUGUAUGCUGACCUCAUUGAGGCAGAAAACCUUCCCGAUUGUGAUACAGCAUUUUUCAACAUUGAUCCAAAAGAUACAUCUGAUCCUUUUGCACAAAUCAAAAUAGGUACAAGUAUUAUCUGCAAGACUGAUUUUGUUAAUAAUGAUAUGUCCCCAAAAUGGCAGGAGUCUUACAGGAUACCAGUUUGCCAUGUUGCUGAUAAAUUACAGGUACAAGUCCUGGAUAAAGAUCAUGUAUCUGCAGGCUUGUUGGGCGAGGUUACUAUACGAGUGGAAGAUCUCUUGGAUGGUGAAACUUUGGAAGGGUGGUACCCUCUUACUGGAUGUGAGGGCCGAAUUAAUUUGAAAUUGAAUUACGUUCCUAAAGAAGCUAUUGAAGCAACUUUUGAAGUGCCUGACUGUUACUUUGAACUGCGAGAAGGUUGUAAAGUCACUCCUUAUCAGGAUGCUCACUGUCCCCCACUACCAAUUUUUGAAAGUAUACCAACUGCCAGUGGUGAAACAUAUGAUGCCCCUAGUGCAUGGACUGAUUUAUAUAAGGCAUUAAAUAAUGCCCAGAGGUUUAUUUAUGUUACUGGGUGGAGUGUUUAUACAGAGACAAUAUUGGUAAGAGGUGGUGAUGAUUGUGACCACGAAGGCAAAGGGGAAACUGUAGGAGAACUAUUAAAAAGGAAGGCAAGCGAAGGGGUUCGUGUUCUUAUCAUGGUGUGGAAUGAAAAGAUGAGCACUGGUGUGACCCAAGGUUUUAUGGGAACCCAUGAUGAGGAGACAAGAAGUUAUUUUGAGGGCAGUGAUGUUGAGGUAGCUGUUGUUCCAAGAAUGAGAGUAUUAGGAGGUUUGACAUCAUUCUUUCAAAAUCAGUUUGCACAGACUUGUUACACACAUCAUCAAAAAACAGUAAUUUUAGAUGUUCCCACUCUUGAAGGAGAAGAAUUACCCAGGCUUCAGGCUUUUGUAGGUGGUCUUGACAUCACAGAUGGAAGGUAUGAUACCCCAGAGCAUGAACUAUUUAGAACUUUACAGAAUUUGCACCAAGGGGACUUCUAUAAUGGAGUUACUACUACAACAAGUGAAGAAGGCCCUCGUCAGCCUUGGCAUGAUAUUCAUUGUCGAUUAGAUGGGCCAAUAGUCCUGGAUGUUCUUGCCAAUUUCACUGAGCGUUGGAGACAGCAGGUGCUAGAUAGACAAUCCCGUUUACUGUCGAUUUCAAAUGAAGAGUUUCUUCUUGAUGCCCCUGCAGUUUGUGAUGAAGGGUCCUUGUGGAAUGCCCAGUUGUUCAGGUCAAUCACUUCAGAUUCAGCUCUCUUUGAUUUUGAUAAGAUUUCUACCAUCCCCAAAAGGAAGGGAAAAUAUGUAGAUGACAGCAUACAUCGGGCCUACAUUCACAACAUUAGACGUGCUGACAGUUUCCUUUAUAUUGAAAAUCAGUAUUUCCUUGGGUCUGCAUAUAGCUGGAUUGAUGAACAGGGUACCAAAGCACAUCAUCUAAUACCACAAGAAAUUGCUCAGCGCAUUGUUGAGAAGAUCAAUGCUGGGCAGCACUUUACUGCAUAUAUUGUAGUUCCUAUGUUUCCUGAAGGGGACCCAGUCAGUGGUCCUGUCCAAGAAAUCCUACACUGGCAGCAUCGUACAAUGGAAAUGAUGUACCGUGAAAUAGCCCAGGCUAUUGAAGCAAAUGAACUGGACACUCAUCCAAGAGAUUAUCUGUCCUUUUUCUGUUUAGGAAAAGGAGAAUGCCCUGAUGAGAUCCCUGAAGAUCUACCAGCCCCUGAACCUGGCACCCCAGCUAGUGUUCUAAGAGAGCAGGCACGGCUUAUGAUUUAUGUUCAUUCAAAAAUGAUGAUUGUGGAUGAUGACUAUAUCCUCAUAGGCUCAGCAAACAUUAAUCAGCGUAGUAUGGGUGGUACGAGGGAUUCAGAAGUUGCUGUUGGAUGUUUUCAGCCCCUUCACAUGCGAGAAGUUUGUGGAGAGCCACGUGGAGCAGUUCAUGAAUUUCGGAUGUCUCUUUGGGCUGAACAUUUGAAUGGUGUGGAGGAGGUGCAUCACAACCCUGGCACCAUAGAAUGCAUGAGAGCUGUUAAUGUAGCAGCUGAUGAUAAUUGGAGCUAUGCUGGACCAGAACCGUGUAAGGUUGAUGGUCACUUGAUGCGCUAUCCUGUUGAAGUAUGUCAAGAUGGUUCGGUCAUAGCCUUAACGGGGUGUGAAAAUUUCCCAGAUACAGAAGCUCCAGUUUUGGGAGCACCUAAUUAUUUGCCCAACAAGCUAACUACGUAACUCCAGUAGUUUUAUUAUAUUUGCACAGAGUUUUUAGAUUUUUGUUCAGUUAAUGUUCUUUAUGUUGGUGACUUGUUAUUAGUUAUUUUGUAGGACAGAUACAAAGUAGUUUUAAAGGUGGAUUUUAAAUUACUAACAGUAUUGGAAAAGACACUGCAUUUGUUACCAUAUCAUAAUCUUUUGCUGUUACAACGUGUUACAACAGAUGAUGGUAAAGGAUACUUUAUUUUGAUUUCAAGGAUUUGGUCGAUCACAUCAAUAAUUAUAUUAGAAUGAAUGUAAAGUAGGAAAUGUCUUGUGGCAUGUUCCAAUAUUAAUCUUGGUGUUCUUUACUGAUAAAAAUCCAAAGUUUUACUUCAUAAAACUUUAUUAGAAGUACUACACUAAUGUAGAUUACUGUACGUGAUUAUGAAAAGUAUUUUUGCAGACUCUCGAGAGAAAAUCUCAACUCCAACAGGCCUUGAUGAUUAUUUUACACAUAUCUUCAGGAUGUAAAAGCUCUAAACAAUUAUGUUUCCUUGUAUAGGAUAGGUUUCCAUGAAUAUGAAAUGCAAAAAAUAGCUAAUAGUACAAGCUGAUUUUCUCCUUUGAAAGAUGGGCAGUUAAUAUCCUACAAAUCACUUGAGAGGAAUCCUGUUUUUUAAGCAAUUGAAACCAAAGAUUCUUUUGCAAUAUGUUAUUAACCAGCUUUAGCUCUGUAUGACUCCUUGGUAGAAUCUUUAUCUCAGGGCACUCAAGCUGAAGAAGGAAACUACAUUAUUAGUUUCUCAUGUCUCCCUUUGGACCAAUAUGUGUUCAAAUUUUAAUACUAUGUCAAUUCCUAUCUCCCAAAAGUGCAUUUUGUAUUUUCAGAUAAUAAUGUUGUGCACAGUAUGUACAUGUUCUGUUACUUUUCGAUUUUGUAGCUUUUGGAUUCAGUUGACAAGUUGUUGAAACUAGACUAAUACGAUACAUUUUUUAGCUUAAUUGCUGCUAGUUUUUCUGAAAUUUUCAGUCUGUGGUAUAACUGAUGUUUACAGUGGGCCCCCCAUAUUUGCGUUCUCCGGAUUUCUCUCUGGAACAUAACCCACCCAUUAUUCGUGGGAUAUUCGCUGUGUUUUUCUAUGAGAAAUAUCCACAAAUACUUGUUUAUUUUUUUCAUCAAUGUCAUAAAAUGCACUUUUUGUGAUAAAAUAAUUUUUAAAAACCAGGUAUAAACAUUUUUAGUGGGUUUUUCUUGAGUUUUAACUAACAAAACAGGCCAUUUUAAGCAUUUUUCUAGGUGUUCCAACUAUUUGUGGGUUCUAGCUAUUCACGGGGGGGGUGGGGGUGGGGGUUUCUGGUACGCAUCCCCCAUGAAUACGGGGAACUACUGUAGUGAUAUCGUAUACUUUAGCUUUGAUAAAUGUUGAUCAGAUAUAGGGCUUAAUGCAAGUGCUGCUGUUUCUUGUCAAGUAGUUACUUAAAGGAUUUGCAGUGGUACCAUGUUUACAGUUUUAUGCUUCAUACUACGUAUUGCAUUAGACCUUUUUAAGGAAUAGCAUUGUCUGUGUUCAUUGAGUUGAAAAUUCAUUCACAGCGCACAAGUGUUAUGGGAUGUUUGGAGGACCAGGAAACUAACAAUGCUAUUGGCUUUUUAUGUUCCAAGUGAUUGAUUACCAAUAGAUGGUUGUUAGUCGGUGGUCCAAGUUUUGAGUAUUCAUGAAAUAGCAUUUGCUAUGUGAUAGGUUUGAUUUGCACUCUAAAGUUCAUGUUUAGAUUUGUGCAUUAGAGUUCAUAUACUUGGAAGACAGCAUUGAAAGCUUAAUUGCUUAUCAGUUCAAUAGCAGCUACAGUAGCUGUUAUCUAUUUGAUAUUUUUGGUUCUCUGUUCUGUAGCCAAGUAUCUGGUAUAUUAUUAAAGGGAUGUAAACAUUUGUUACUGUAUACAGCUCAGGUGCUUUGUUUGUGUAUGCUCUAGUUCUAUUAAUGCCAAUACAGAUUAAGAACUUAUUGAAGUUAUCAGAAUUUUUAAGAACUUAUUGAAGUUAUCAGAAUU
Macrobrachium nipponense is the source of this 4311-nucleotide messenger RNA. RefSeq lists its product as uncharacterized. Gene Ontology annotation, cellular component: plasma membrane. Gene Ontology annotation, molecular function: D-type glycerophospholipase activity. The record is from RefSeq and is a predicted model, not a curated record. Gene Ontology annotation, biological process: phospholipid catabolic process. NCBI's taxonomy places the organism in Eukaryota, Metazoa, Arthropoda, Malacostraca, Decapoda, Palaemonidae.